This is a messenger RNA of Megalops cyprinoides (Indo-Pacific tarpon), 2519 nucleotides long. RefSeq names its product la-related protein 4B-like. The record is from RefSeq and is a predicted model, not a curated record. Gene Ontology annotation, biological process: positive regulation of translation. NCBI's taxonomy places the organism in Eukaryota, Metazoa, Chordata, Actinopteri, Elopiformes, Megalopidae. Gene Ontology annotation, cellular component: cytosol; cytoplasmic stress granule. Gene Ontology annotation, molecular function: mRNA 3'-UTR binding. The coding region runs from base 274 to 2457 and encodes 727 amino acids. The transcript is spliced from 17 exons.
AGGGCUGCCGUUACUCUAAAAUAGUUGGGUUUGGGGAAAAUUUCGCUUUCAUUUCAUUUAGAUGGUAUUCUGUUAUUGUUUGUUUACUUGAAAGAAAGUGGUAAAAUAGUUAGCCUAGCUAGUGUGGCUGGCUAGCUCAGCUAGCUAGCUAAAUUGGACCAACAGUCUGGAAAACGGCGCGGCCCGCACAGUCAUUAGCCGCUGUGCAGUGAGAGUCGACAGCUUUCUUGGUGACAGAGACUUCUCCCUGAGGAGCCAGGAAGGAGACGGCUCAUGACUUCUGACCAGGACACGAAAAUUGUAGCUGAACCACAGGUGCAGCAAGUACAAGAAGCAAAAGAGAGCUCUCACCUGGACUCCACAAAGGUUUCUGAUCUGAACCCAAACGCCAAAGUAUGGCCCAGUCACAUGCUUAAUCUGAACCCCGCCGGCGCCGCCGACACCAGCACCCCCAAAACAUGGGGGGAUGGCCCAGACAGCUCAGCCGACCCCUGCACAGAAGGGUACGAAGCGGACGAUGACGGAGAUGGGCGGAGCGAGGAGCCCCCAUCGCCCGACCCAGACCAGCCUCCCCCAGCGGUUUUGACGGACCCGCCGGAUAUGAGCGACUGUCCCCCCGGGUGCCCAGAGACCCCCUGCCUGGAGCUGGAGUCGGGGUCUGAGUGCAGCCAGACGGGAGGGGGUGACUCCCAUCCCCCCAACCCUCUCGAGGAUCUUCGGGAACACCUGAAGAAGACCCUGGAGUUCUGCCUGUCCAGGGAGAAUCUGGCCAGCGACAUGUACCUGAUCUCGCAGAUGGACAGUGACCAGUACGUCCCGGUGACCACGGUGGCCAACCUGGACCACGUCAAGAAGCUCAGCACUGACAUGGAUCUGAUCGUGGAGGUUCUAAGGUCUUUGCCUUUGGUUCAAGUGGAUGAAAAGGGCGAGAAGGUCAGGCCCAACCAGAACCGGUGCAUCGUCAUCCUACGGGAAGUUCCCGAGUCCACUCCCAUCGAGGAGGUGGAAGCACUUUUUAAAGGGGAGAACCUACCUAAAUUCAUCAACUGUGAGUUUGCCUACAACGACAACUGGUUCAUCACCUUUGAGUCAGAAGCUGACGCUCAACAGGCCUAUCAAUACCUCAGAGAAGAAGUGAAAACAUUUCAAGGGAAAUCCAUUAAGGCCAGGAUAAAGGCGAAAGCCAUCGCCAUCAACACUUUCCUGCCAAAGAACGGCUACCGGCCGGUGGACGCCAGCGCAACAACACAGCAGCGCUACACCUCCUUCUACAUGCCCCCCGUCUACAGCACGCAGCAGCAGUACCCCCUCUACAGCCUGAUCAGCCCCCAGGCCUGGGCCACCACGCACAGCUUCCUGGACCCUGCUCUGGUGACGCCGUUCCCCAGUGCUGGGUUCAUAAACGGCUUUCCCUCGUCUCCCAGUUUUAAGCCGGCCACCUCACCCCUGACUGUUAGGCAGUACUCCCCCAGAAACAGGAAUCACAGCAAACCUCACCUACGGCCCACGAUGCCAAGCGCAGACCGCAGCUCGGGCCUUCUGGAGAGCCCCGCCAUCUUUAACUUCCCGGACCGCGUGCUGAACGGCGUGCGUGGCCCGCAGACCCGGCCGCCAGGCCAGAACAGGACCAGGCUACCCAGCGCCAUGACCUACCCCAGACGGGACGGCGGGACCGGCCGCGUGGAGCCCAGCAAUGCCGACUUCUCCCCCAGCAUGGGGCGGGGAAGGAAAAACAUCUAUGGCUAUCGGAAGAAGAGGGAGGAUAAGUUUACAAGAGCCCCCACGCAGUCGCCCCCGCCCCCGCAAAAGCCCCCCUCCCCAAGCUUCGAGCUGGGGCUGUCCAGCUUCCCCCCCCUGCCCGGUGCCGCAGGGCAGCUCAAGACCGAGGACGUGUUUGAGAACAGGCUGUCGAGCAUCGUAGCAGGAACCACAAAGGACAAGAUUGUACACACAGACACCAGCACCAACGCCACUCCAGCAGGGAUCCCCAAAGAGCCAUCUCCGACUGUUAUCGCCCCGCCCCCCAUGAGUCCGGACCGCCCCCCCUCUCCGCCCUGCUCCCCCGGGGAGCCGAAUGUCCAGGAGGCAAAGCAGAGGGAGACCCAGCCCCCCAUGGAGAGAAUACCCGCACCCCUCGUCACGACAAGCAAAUCGGUCCAGGUGAACGGUGCCCCUGCGGAGCUGCGAAAGCCCAGCUAUGCCGAGAUCUGCCAGAGGAUCAUGAAGGACGGCCCACCGACGCAGCCGCAGAGAGAGCCCCGGCCGGCCCCCGCCCCUGCCCCCGCCACGCCCGAUGCCCCGGGGGAGAGGGCGGAGCCCAAGUGCAGAGAGGCGUGCGCCGCCAAGGCCGUCCCGGGCUGGCCCAGGGAGGCGAAAAGACCAGCCGGGCGGCGGCCGUCCCCACCGCCAGCACGCCCCAACAACGAGCCCGGCACCCACCCCAAAUCCCCGCGGUAACCGGCGCUAGGGACGAGGCUGGGCCAAAACCGAGAGAGCACGAGGGCCAAUCGAUACUCCCC